AUGGAUAACAAAAACCAACCAGCCCAAGUUUCUUCAACCCAAAAGAAGGUCAGAUUCGCGAAUGAUGUCCAACUGACCGAUGUAGAAAUUCGGAAGAAUGUGAACAAGCUCAUUGAUAAGCACGAAAAGGAGACAUAUGAAAUUCGAUGUGCCCAUGAAACCAUUCACGAAAUGGUGAAAACCGGAGCCGCUCCAUCGAAUUUCAUGAAUAUCGCAAAAGUCUUGCUCGAUGGAACUCCAUACGCUUGCGCCAAAGAAGUGCUCAAGCUUCAUAUUGCUGCGACUCAAGGAGGUAACAAGGAUCAAUUCGUCUUCGAAUCGUUGUGUGUCCUCGAUUAUGGCCUCCGGAGAAGACGCAAGUUCAUCAACGAAAUUCGUCAAACUCUUUCCGAUCAGCUGGAGGGAUCUGACAAUCGACAAUUUCUGGCUCUUGAGGCCAAAGGCGCUACUGAAGAUUUGGUAAGUGAAUUAUUUCGUGAGAACCGAUCGAACAAUUUUGCGUUUCAGAUUCAAGUGGCUGUUGAACGAAUCGAAGAGGAGUUCAAAUGCGGUUCCUGCCCGGAUCCUUGGACAAAAAUGGUCAAGGUAAUCGAAGAUCACGAAGAUGGCAACACUACGAGUUACCCGGUAUCGCCACUUGCCAAAAAGUCCUCGGAUUGA
Caenorhabditis briggsae is the source of this 660-nucleotide messenger RNA. The transcript has a single exon. NCBI's taxonomy places the organism in Eukaryota, Metazoa, Nematoda, Chromadorea, Rhabditida, Rhabditidae. The record is from RefSeq and is a predicted model, not a curated record. Bases 1 to 660 code for a protein of 219 amino acids.